CUCUGAUGGAAACAUAGAAUUAUCCAUUAUCCAUUAUCUAUUAUCUAUUAUUUAUCUCUGUACUUUGUAAACAAUCAAGAACACAGCCAUUAAACAUCCAUAUCAUAUAUACAUUAUCAUUCGAAAGGAACCUACACAAAAUAAAACAAAACAAGAAAGAAAAAUGACCUCCCCACCCCAACUCCAACAAACCCAACAGCAACAACAGCAACAACAACGCCGCACGGAAGAAGCCAAAACUGCCUUCACGGCAACCCUAACCUCCGUCUCGCAAAAUCUCGACAGUGAGCUCAUCGAACGCACGAAAAUCCUCCACUCGAACGCCUCCGCGCUGGGAAAACAGACGGAGGACGUACGUCGGGCGACGGCCGAUCUGGGUCGGCGCAAUGAUGAGUUGGAGAAGGUUGUUGAUGAGGGGUGGGCUGGGCUGAAGGAAAUUGGAGAUGUGCAGAAUUGGGCGGAGUUGAUUGAGAGGGAUUUGUUGGUUCUUGAGGAGACGCUGAGGCUGGUUGAGAGUCAUCAUCAGGAUCAUGGUGAUGAUGGUGAUUAUGAUGGGGACGAGGAGCGGGAGCAUGAUCAAAAUCAGGAUCGGGAUCAGAUUAAAUGGGAUGGGAAGGAUAAAGGGAAACGGACUUCGUGGAUGAAGUGGUGGUAGAUUUUGUAUUUACAUUAUAAUUAGUUUUUUGAUCCAGAUGCAACGACAGUCUCGGAGUAUA
Monascus purpureus is the source of this 716-nucleotide messenger RNA. The record is from the annotation of a GenBank genome assembly. NCBI's taxonomy places the organism in Eukaryota, Fungi, Ascomycota, Eurotiomycetes, Eurotiales, Aspergillaceae.